AUGGCUACUUAUUAUUUAGCAAAAGACAAACAAGUUGAAUUAGCUCAAAUAGCUCAAACUAUUGUUACGCCUGGUAAAGGAAUUUUAGUAGCUGAUGAAUCGCCAGAAUUUAUGGAAUCUCGUUUUUCAUCGAUAGGUAUUGAAAAUAAUGAAGAAAAUCGUCGUUAUUAUCAUCAAUUAUUAUUUCAAACUCAAGAAUGUACACAAUAUAUAAGUGCAAUUAUACUUUGUAAUGAAACAUUCUUUCAUAAAACUGAUGAUAAUGAUACAUUAUUUCCGUAUUUAUUAACACAAAUUGGUAUUAUACCAGGUAUUACAGUUGAUAGAGGACUAAUUCUUUUAGCUGGUACUAAUAAUGAAACAAUAACACAAGGUUUAGAUAAUCUCGAAGAACGUUGUCGUGGAUAUAAAAAAAUUGGUGCACAAUUUACUAGAUGGCGUACUUUAUUUAAAAUAGAUGCACAUUGUCCAUCACAAUUAGCUAUUGAUGAUAAUGCUUCAAAACUUGCACGAUAUGCUUCAAUAUGUCAACAAUGUGAUCUUGUACCAAUUAUUGAAAUAGAAGUAUCAUUAGAAGGUGAUCAUGAUCUCGAGACAUGUCAACAUAUAACAGAAAAAAUUUUAACAACUAUUUAUAAAUCAUUAAAUGAGCAUCAUAUUUAUCUUGAAGGUACACUUCUUCAAAUGAAAAUAGUUUCUUCCGGUAAAAAUUGCUCAAAAAAUUAUUCAGUUGAACAAAUAGCAGAAGCAACAGUAAUUACACUUCGUCGUACAGUACCAACUGCUGUACCUGGCAUAAUAUUUCUCGUUGAUGAAUAUCAUAAAGAAAAUACAAUACUUUAUUUGAAUACUAUUACUCGUAUUGAGUUAUAUAAGCCAUGGACAUUAUCGUUUUGUUAUGGAUAUUCACUUCAAACAUCUGUUUUAAGUGUUUGGAAAGGAAAUAAAACAAAUAAUGAACAAGCUCGAAAAGAAUAUAUUCGUUUACUGAACAAAAUGGUUUGGCUUCAUUAG
This is a messenger RNA of Rotaria sp. Silwood1, 1014 nucleotides long. The record is from the annotation of a GenBank genome assembly. NCBI's taxonomy places the organism in Eukaryota, Metazoa, Rotifera, Eurotatoria, Philodinida, Philodinidae.